This is a messenger RNA of Rhinolophus ferrumequinum (greater horseshoe bat), 2155 nucleotides long. It is a transcript of the gene ADK, whose product is annotated as adenosine kinase. Gene Ontology annotation, cellular component: cytosol; nucleus. NCBI's taxonomy places the organism in Eukaryota, Metazoa, Chordata, Mammalia, Chiroptera, Rhinolophidae. The record is from RefSeq and is a predicted model, not a curated record. Gene Ontology annotation, molecular function: adenosine kinase activity. The coding region runs from base 415 to 1452 and encodes 345 amino acids. Gene Ontology annotation, biological process: purine ribonucleoside salvage. The transcript has 11 exons.
CGGCCAUUUUUGAGGCGGGCAUCCGACCUCAUGUCCAGUAAAUAGUGAGUGGGGGGAACACUGUUAGUAGGACUCAAGAUGGCCACCGCGCCCGCUAGCCAGCCCGCUAGCCCGCGCGCCAGCGAGCGGGCACAAGACGCGCGGGCGGCUCUCCUUGGCCGGCGGUGCCUGGGGCUCAUCUCCGGCCGCGGGUCCGGGGCGGAGCACCCGCCCCCUGCGGGAGCGGCCAAUAAGCGCGUGGGGCCGGCAAGGGCGGGGGCCGCCCGCACUCGGGGUGUAUGAGGACGCGUUCCCAGUGGCUGAGUCCCUGAGCAAAGGAGCAGUUGCUGUGGUACCUGCUGCUGCUUCUGUUGCCGGUGCGGACGCAGAGCAUCGGACGCGAGCGCUGUUGGCGUGGGGCAGGAAGGUGAAGCCAUGACGUCCGUCAGAGAAAACAUUCUCUUUGGAAUGGGAAAUCCUCUUCUUGACAUCACUGCUGUAGUGGAUAAAGAGUUCCUUGAUAAGUAUUCUCUUAAAGCAAAUGACCAAAUCUUGGCUGAAGGCAAACACAAGGAACUGUUUGAUGAACUUGUAAAAAAAUUCAAAGUCGAAUAUUAUGCUGGUGGUUCUACCCAGAAUUCAAUUAAAGUGGCCCAGUGGAUGAUUCAGCAGCCACACAAAGCAGCAACAUUUUUUGGAUGCAUCGGGACAGAUAAAUUUGGAGAGAUCCUGAAGAAAAAGGCUGCGGAAGCCCAUGUGGAUGCUCAUUACUACGAGCAGAAUGAGCAGCCAACAGGAACUUGUGCUGCGUGCAUCACCGGUGGCAACAGGUCCCUUGUAGCUAAUCUUGCUGCUGCUAACUGUUAUAAAAAAGAAAAACAUCUUGAUAUGGAGAAAAACUGGAUGUUGGUGGAAAAAGCAAGAGUUUAUUAUAUAGCAGGCUUUUUUCUUACAGUUUCACCAGAGUCAGUGUUAAAAGUGGCUCACCAUGCUUCUGAGAAGAACAGAAUUUUCACUUUAAAUCUGUCUGCACCAUUUAUUAGUCAGUUCUACAAGGAACCAUUGAUGAAAGUUAUGCCUUAUGUUGACAUACUUUUUGGAAAUGAGACGGAAGCUGCCACUUUUGCUAGAGAGCAAGGCUUUGAGACUGAUGACAUUAAAGAGAUAGCCAAAAGGACACAAGCUCUGCCAAAGGUGAACUCAAAGAGGCAGCGAGUCGUGAUUUUCACCCAAGGGAGUGAAGACACUAUAAUGGCUACAGAGAGUGAAGUCACCGCUUUUGCUGUCUUGGAUCAGGACCAGAAGGAAAUUGUUGAUACCAACGGAGCUGGAGAUGCAUUUGUUGGAGGUUUUCUGUCUCAGCUGGUUUCUGACAAGCCCCUGACUGAAUGCAUUCGUGCUGGCCACUAUGCAGCAAGCGUCAUAAUUAAGCGGACCGGCUGUACCUUUCCUGAGAAGCCAGACUUCCACUGAUGGAAAAACCAGGAAAUCCAAGGCCAGGAGUUCAGACACUGCCCUGAUUGCUUCCUGAGAAUUCCCAUAUUAAUAAAGGAGAAAAUUAUCUGCCAUCUUUUCCUACUAUAAUAAUGUGCAUUCUUAAUUUAGAGGGUAUACUAAUGCUCAGUAGAAUCUUUAUUCUCUCAACAAACUAAAAAAUGAUUUCCAUAAUUCCAUAGAUAGUGCCACUUAAAUGUCAAUUAAGCAGGAAUAUAACAUUUCAAUAGAAACGUUUAUUUCAUUUUCAAUUACUUUGUAAAUUCAUGUGUAAUUAGCAAAUUGAUCGGGUUUUUUUUUUUUUACAUUUCUGCUUUUAAUGCAGGUGCAAUUUAAUAUAAUGGUUUUUUUAAAGGAAUUAAUCCUAGUACAUCAAUCUUUAGCUUUUUAUACAAGUAUAUUUAAAUUUAGAAAUGUGUGUAUGUAUGUAUAUAUAUGUGUAUUUACCUAUACACAUUCAUACAUAUAUGUACGAAUAUAUACAUGAUAAACAAGGUACAGAAAUAUUUAUCUUGCCAAGUUAUGCCAAAUAAUCUCUUCAGUGCAUACUCAAGUAUACAAUGAACUUUGGAUAAUUAAAUAAUUUGCCAAGUUAUGUUAUAUUACAAUGUUCAAAUCAUAAUCUUAUAUUUACUUAUGGUACUCUGUAAUUUGAUACAAAUAAAAACUGGUCAUGUGGGAA